Punica granatum (pomegranate) is the source of this 1991-nucleotide messenger RNA. The record is from RefSeq and is a predicted model, not a curated record. NCBI's taxonomy places the organism in Eukaryota, Viridiplantae, Streptophyta, Magnoliopsida, Myrtales, Lythraceae.
GUGCCGCCUAAGUACAAUUGUGCAGCUCCAAAGUACAUAAAUUCAGGCAUGCACGUACAAUGCGCAUUAAUCAUUCUUAGACGUGUUCGAAUCAAAAGUUUCCAAAUUGCAUGUCGAUUUGGGUCGAGACUAAGUCAAUCAUCCCGUAUGCUAACUGCAUAUAUAGGUCCAGCGUUAGUUAUCUUUGGUACACGAGCUGCAUUUUCCGGCACAUAGCUAACCAGUAACAAUGACUUCUGAGUCUCGGCCAAGUUCGUUUCUGCUGUCGCUUUGUAUGCUGCUUCUCCUGGCACCAUCGGUCAGGCCACGGACUGUCAAGGCCCAAUGGAGCAUCCCGAUCAAGGAAGCGACCAUUACGGAUAUCCGCCUCGCGUUCAAGCAAAACAAGCUCACUUCCCGGCAGCUCACCCAGUUCUACCUCGGGCAGAUCCAGAAGCUCAACUCGAUCCUCAACGGAGUCAUAGAGAUCAACCCCGACGCACUUUACCAGGCCGACAAUGCUGAUCGGGAACGUCAUGCCAAGGGACCUUCUCAUUACGGCUCUUUGCCCGGUUUACAUGGGAUCCCGAUCCUUCUUAAGGAUAAUAUCGGUACGAAGGACAGGCUCAACACCACUGCUGGCUCCUUUGCGCUGCUCAGGUCAGUCGUGGCUCGGGACGCUGGCGUUGUGGCUGAGUUGAGACAGGCUGGUGCAGUUAUACUGGGGAAGGCAAGCAUGAGUGAGUGGGCUGCGUUCCGGUCAGUCAAUGCACCAAACGGAUGGAGUGCUAGAGGUGGACAGGGCAAGAAUCCUUAUGUUCUGUCAGCAGAUCCUUGCGGCUCGAGCAGUGGAUCUGCAAUAUCCGUGGCAGCAAAUUUGGCAGCAGUUUCAUUAGGAACUGAGACUGACGGGUCGAUACUUUGUCCCUCAAGUGCCAAUUCUGUAGUAGCCAUUAAGCCCACUGUUGGCCUGACAAGCCGUGCUGGGGUUAUUCCUGUGAAUCCCCGACAGGACACUAUUGGGCCAAUUACGAGGACGGUUACAGAUGCUGUUUAUGUUCUAGAUGCCAUUGCAGGGUUUGACUACAAUGAUCCUGCAACACGCGAGGCAUCGAAGUACAUUCCUAAAGAUGGAUAUGCCCAGUUCCUUAAACCUCAUGGGCUCAGAGGGAAGCGAGUUGGCAUAGUGAGAGAUCCCUUCUUCAAUUUCGACAAUAGCCCAAGCCAACUCAGCCAAGCUCAGACUUUCAAGCAGCAUUUCCAAUCUCUGAGGCAAGGAGGUGCAGUCCUAAUAGAUAACCUGAAGAUAGACAACAUCGAUACCAUACUGAACCCCACCCUUAGUGGUGAGGCAGCAGCAUCUGUGGCGGAGUUUAAGAUAUCCCUGAAUUUGUACCUCAGGGAUCUCGUAUCUUCCCCUGUUCGGUCCUUGGCGGAUGUGAUAGCCUUCAACCAAAAGAACUCGGAGUUGGAGAUGCUCGAUCAGUUUGGACAGGAUAUCUUUCUAGCAGCUGAAUCAACAAAUGGGAUCGGUGACCAAGAGAAGGCGGCUGUGCUGAAUAUCGCUCAACUAACCAGAAAUGGCUUGGUAAAGUUGAUGUAUACAUAUAAACUAGAUGCUAUAGUGACUCCAGGAUAUCAAAUCUCCCCUGCUCUUGCAAUCGGGGGAUUCCCCGGGAUAAGUGUUCCUGCAGGAUAUGACAGCAAGGGCGUCCCAUUCGGCAUUUGCUUCAGCGGCCUGAAGGGUUCGGAGCCCACACUGAUCGAGAUCGCUUAUGGAUUUGAGCAGGCUACUAAGAUCAGGAAGGCCCCCAGCUUUCAACCUUGAAGCUCGGCAAUAAUCUUCUUUAUGUUACGUUAAUAAGAGUCCUUGUCAAUAAAACUGCCUAAACCAAGAAUGUAUGAGCAGUCGAGAUUGUUCAACAACCGAGUUUUUUUCUAUUUCACAUACCAUUGAAAGGGCUAUUUUAAUUAAAUUCAGCCGCAUGUCUCGUUGAACAUAUUCCGAACAU